Camponotus floridanus (Florida carpenter ant) is the source of this 987-nucleotide messenger RNA. RefSeq names its product mariner Mos1 transposase. The record is from RefSeq and is a predicted model, not a curated record. The transcript has a single exon. Gene Ontology annotation, molecular function: nucleic acid binding. The coding region runs from base 1 to 987 and encodes 328 amino acids. Lineage: Eukaryota; Metazoa; Arthropoda; Insecta; Hymenoptera; Formicidae.
AUGUUGCAGAAAGCCUUCGGGGACCAUGCUUUGUCGGAAAGGAAUGUUUACAAGUGGUAUAAACAUUUCAAAGAAGGUCGGGAAAGUGUUGAAGACGAAGAGCGUUCCGGACGACCAUCAACCUCUACUGAUGAACAACACGUCAAGAAAAUCGAAGAACUUGUGCUUGCUAAUCGUCGAAUGACUGUUAGAGACCUUGCUGAUGCUGUUGGUAUUUCGAAAGGAUCUGCCAAUACCAUUUUGAAAGAUAUUUUGGGCCUGAAACGUGUAAAAUCUCGACUAGUGCCAAAAAAUCUCAAUUUCUUCGAAAAAGAGCGUCGCAUUAAUAUCUGUAAAGAGAUGCUUUCUGACUAUCAAUCGGUUAUGAAACGGAUUAUUACUGGAGAUGAGACUUGGAUCUAUGCUUACGACCCGAAAACCACCGACCAAUCCAGUGAAUAUCGUGCAAAAGGUGAAGCCAAACCGAAAAGAUCACGCCAAAGUCGAUCGAAAAUCAAGAUCAUGUUGACAGCUUUCAUCGAUUAUCGUGGUGUUGUCCAUUCAGAAUUCCUUCCACCCGGCCAAACCGUCAACAAAGAGUAUUAUUUGAGUGUUAUGCGUCGUUUGCGUGAAGCUAUUCGCAAGAAGAGGCCAGAAUUGUGGGCAAAUAAUUCUUGGUUUUUGCAUCACGAUAAUGCACCUUCUCACACUGCACUCGUUCUUCGUGACUUUUUUGCCAAAAAUUCGAUCCAUAUCGUUCCACAACCACCGUAUUCGCCUGAUUUAGCACCGUGUGACUUCUGGCUAUUCCCGAAACUCAAAAGACCACUGCGGGGAAAUCGUUUUGAGACGAUAGAAGAGAUACAACGUGAAUCGCUACGCGCUCUGAAAGCCAUCCCGGAAGGCGACUUUAAUUCUUGUUUCGAGGACUGGAAAAUACGUUGGCAUAAGUGUAUUGUGUCGGGAGGGGAUUACUUUGAAGGCGACGAAAUAGAUUUGGAAGAAUAA